CUACUCAGAAGAAGAACCUAGGCAAGUGCCCAAAACGCAUGUUAAUUCUCUGUUACAUAUACUCUGCUAACAAUAUAGUCUUGUGGCUGCGGGUUACUGACUAAACUAUGUGGAACUGUGGACAUUAAAUGCAAAAGAAAUAAAGAUACAUCAUUUAAGCAAGGAAGAUGGAGGCGUUGGCAUUGUAUGAGUUCACAGCAUCUGGGGAAGAUGAGCUCAGUUUUAAAAAGGAUGACAUACUAAAGAUUCUUGGUACAGACGAUGGCUGGUUUAAGGCAGAACUUAGAGGCAAUGAAGGAUAUGUUCCUAAAAAUUAUGUGGAAAUGCAUGUUCCAAGGUGGUUUUGUGAAAACGUUUCACGUACUGAAGCUGAGAAUAUACUCAUGAGCAAAUCUGUGGGGUUUUUCGUCAUCCGAGCCAGCCAGACUUCCAAAGGAGAAUUUUCUAUUUCAGUGAGGCAUGAGGAAGAUGUGCAGCAUUUCAAAGUCAUGAGAGGCAAGUUGGGGAAUUACAGCUUAUGGGCUGAAAAAUUCAAUUCUAUCAACGAACUUGUUGAAUAUUACAAAACCACAUCUAUUUCCAGACAAAAAUCAAUCUUCCUUCAAGAGGAAGGGUCAUCACAAUCAGAGGUUUCGCCCCAAGCAAAACGUACUCAGCUGGUGAAAGCUCUCCAUGACUUCAAGGCCAUGGAGCCAGAUGAACUUAGCUUCUAUACCAAUGAUGUCAUUGAAGUGCUGGACAACUGUAAUGCUUACUGGUGGAUGGGAAAGUUAGGAGAAAAUGUUGGGCUUUUCCCAUCAAAUUAUGUAGAUAGCAUCAACCGAUGAAAGCAAGUGUACAUCUACGUACUAAGAUAUCCCUUCCAGCAUGGACUCUUUAUUUCCUGAGAGUUUUUCUCAUGUUGAUAGAACAUAGAGUAUGCAAGGAAAAUAUAAAUUUCUUACAAAAUGAUACUAUUCAACAGCUGAUGGUUUCCAGACAAGAGUACCAGUUAUUGGGUGUUAUUUAUUGGGGUGGGAGGGGCCUGUCAUUAUCAUCCUAUACUCCUUGUUAUGUUGUAGUAUUUUACUGACCUGAUGUAAUUAAAAAAAUAAAAUAGAUCAAUACUGAUUAUUAUGUUUUUAA
Messenger RNA from Rana temporaria (common frog), 1125 nucleotides. RefSeq names its product GRB2 related adaptor protein 2 (gene GRAP2). Lineage: Eukaryota; Metazoa; Chordata; Amphibia; Anura; Ranidae. The record is from RefSeq and is a predicted model, not a curated record. The transcript has 6 exons. The coding region runs from base 168 to 827 and encodes 219 amino acids. Gene Ontology annotation, molecular function: protein binding.